This is a messenger RNA of Alligator mississippiensis (American alligator), 5746 nucleotides long. It is a transcript of the gene CDC26, whose product is annotated as cell division cycle 26. The record is from RefSeq and is a predicted model, not a curated record. Gene Ontology annotation, cellular component: anaphase-promoting complex. Gene Ontology annotation, biological process: protein K11-linked ubiquitination; regulation of mitotic cell cycle; anaphase-promoting complex-dependent catabolic process. NCBI's taxonomy places the organism in Eukaryota, Metazoa, Chordata, Crocodylia, Alligatoridae. The transcript has 2 exons. The coding region runs from base 108 to 362 and encodes 84 amino acids.
CAGGGUAUGCCGGGAGGCGCCGGCCGGAAGUGGGCAGGUUUGCGGCAGCGGUCGGGGCCGGGCUGUCCGGUUGCCGGCGAGAGGCGGCGGGGCCGGUGGCGCUCGCGAUGCUGCGGCGGAAGCCGACGCGCCUGGAGCUGAAGCUAGACGACAUCGAGGAGUUCGAGAGCAUCAGGAAGGACCUCGAGAGCCGCAAAAAGCAGCGUGAAGAUGUGGAUGUAGUAGGAGCGAAUGAUGAAGGAGCUAUUGGACUGAGCAAUGACCACAAGAGCAGAGAACAAAUGAUAAAUGACCGAAUUGGUUACAAACCUCAGCCCAAACCCAACAACCGUUCCUCCCAGUUUGGAAGUUUUGAGUUCUAGAGACUACAGUUCCAGACAGUUCAGUAUUGGACGCUGAUGGGACAAUCACCCCAAGACAAUGCGAGCAGAGAUGUUGCUGGUGGGAAGCUCUAGCAAUGGCUGGGACUGGCCUCUGCAUGCCAGUGGAUCUCCUGCUUCUACAGGGGAAAGUAUUACUUUUUCCAACAGGUUUUGGACAUGUUUUUAAUCUGACUUGUUACCCUCCCUCCAGCAAUGCCCCCCCCCCAGCUAGCUGUUUUGUUUUAAAUAAAUAUUUUUUUUUUUUUAAACACAAGAAGUUCUUUUAUGUAUCAGAAAAGUGUAUGAGGCAGGUAAGGAUGAAUCGAAACUGCGAGCAGCAGAGUUGGAAUUGCUGAGAAUGUUGUUUUGGACCUCAUGGACAGGGAACAAAUAGGGAUCAAGUGAAGGUACUGCCACAAUGAGAAACUACACCAAGGCCAAACUCCUCUGGAAUUGCAGAAUUUAGUGUUCUUAAAAAUCAAGGCAGAAGGAUCUGUGCUCAAGCAAGAGCUGCAAAUGCUUAUAGAGUGGAAGGAAAUGGAGCUCUGGGGAAUGUCAAUAAUACAGUUCCAUGUAUAGGUGACUGAAAUUCUUUGGUUAUCCUGCAACAGGUAAGGCAUAGCAGUGGCAGAGUAAGCUUCCUUCUCAAGGUGUUCCUAAGAAGGCUGGUUAUAAUGAUGGCUUUUUAACCUAUUUAAAAGUGGACCAACCCCCUCCCCACCUCAUUUACAUAGGCUGCUAGAAAGCUGUGCCUUACAAUCACACCAGAGCUGGAGGAAUGUGAGCUGGUGCCGUAGAAGUGGAAGGCUGUACAUUUCUUUCCCAGCCCACUUCCUCCACCAGUAUUUCACAGUGCAACUAGGGCAGCAGAAUAAAUUGGGUACAGGAAAUCCUGAUGCAGACUAUGUCUUCUAAUGGUUAAGUUUCAAUUGGAACACUGAAGUAGUAAAUUAAGGGCUUGUGCUAUAUUUUUAGUUGGUCUGUUACUUCCAAAGUCUUGGAGAGGUAUUUCAGGGUGGUGAGGAGGCCACCAAACCCAGUAAAUGCAUAGGUUUGAAACAAAAAUCUAUAGUGUCAGGGGUAACUGCUACAUCCAUGGGUGAGAGGUGACAUAUGGACAGAUGAGGUCUAGUAUAUGAACAAAAUGAACUUGGUUGAGGGGAUAGCUGAGUGUACCAUAUUUCACGGUGUAUAGGUUGACACUGUAUGAGUCAAUCCCAUUUUUCUGAUCCAAAAAGUUAGGUUGACUUAUAUACCAGAUCUAUGAAAUUUCUAAGUCAACUUAAUUUUUUGGAUCAGAAAUAUGGGGUUGACUUAUACUGGCCCCUGAGCAUCCUCACUGUGGACUGGGCACUCGGGGGUGUGGACAUAUGCCACAACACCACUCACAGGGGGCAGGGUGGGACUUGGCACACAGCUGGUAUAUCCCCAUCCUCUGAGUGGCGCUGCCAGUCGAGCACCAAGCCCAGCACCACUCCCCAUGUACUCAGCCUGCAGUGAGGGGCGCGCAGGUGUGGAGCCCAGUGCUGCUCACAGGGGAUGGUGAUACAGUGCAUACGUUAAGGUUGAAGAAUUAAAAAUUGGGCUUCAAAACUCAACUUAUACACUGUGAAAUACAGUAUCUCCUGUUCAGUAUGACUUAUUUAGAUAAGAGUUCUGCUUUAACAAAAAUGUGAAAAACUAUAGCACAGAAUGCAGUGUGUCUGUUGCAGGUAUUUUGGGUCACUUACAUAAACAGAACAGAAUUAAUGGGGUACUGGUGUGUAGCUAAGUGCUUUGUUUUCUUAUUUCUAGAGUGCUGGAAGUCUGAGACAGCUUUAUCUAGUUUUUAUUAACACAGAAAUGCAUUGUAGGAGUUGUAGUUAACACAUGGUCACAGCAGCAUAGCAACUGCAAGCAUAGGUACUGAUAGCAGAUUCUUUAUGUAGCAUGCUUCAGCCCUAGCUGCAUACUACUGCCCAGGAAACUGAGGCCAAGAUAAGUGAAAUGACUUGUGAUAGUCACAUAGGAAGAUCAAUAACAGUCAGGAACAGACCUUAUGUCUUGACUCCCGCCCUAGCUUCCUCUCCACAGUAUUAGUACAUGGUCCAAAGUACUUCUUCCCCUGUCCAUUAUGUUUUAUUGGAGUGAAAUGAUGACUGGUUUUGUACUUUGAAAUGUUCAGAGCAUAUAGUCACUGAUUGCUGGUGAGGGAAAUCUCAAACUUUGUUCCAAGAUCUUAAUUUAGUUUAUUACAUGAUGGUCACAGUAACUGCAAACAUAUGGAAGACUUCCUCAGCCCCCUCUUCACUACCACAUUUGAUUAAGGCAACAGCAUGUAAAGAAUUGUCCUUGCUGCCUGGUACCUUCUUCUCCUGCAUACUUAUUAGUCUGCAUCUUACUCUGUAGUUACACACCUAUCUGGCGUAUAAUACCCUCACACACUGUACUUUGCUGAGAUGUUCGGGGGCACAACAUGACAUCUGGAGUCCCCAGAACAUUCAAAAACCAGCUGGCAAGCAGACUUCGUGGUUACAGCAUGCCUGCAUGGACAGAAUCUGUCUGCCAAACUCAGAUUUUCAAUACAGCCACCUCAAAGGAAUUUUGGGGUCUGGGUACCUGUUGGCAUAAAGUUAAGUAACUGAUCAGUUGAAGGAGGAGCAAAGUCAUGGUCUGAGCUCCAGAUAUAUGCAAAGAAGUUUUGUUGGGUUUUUGUUGGGUUUUUUGUUUUUGUUUGGGGGGGGGGGGUUGGAAGGAAGGCAUCUGAGGCACUCCUUGCUCUGACCUCAAACUGUAUUGUUAGCCUUAUAUUACACCCUCAUGCAGCACUCAAAUUCAUAUAUUUUAAAGCAUAUUAGUGCUUAGACUCCAUCUACAGAAACGGAUCACAGGCACUUAUCUGUAGUAGUGCCUGUGAUUUCCUUCAUCUUAAGAAGUGGGUAUCAGAGGCUGUUGUGUGUAGCCUGCAUCUCUCAACUUGAUUAUUCCCCAUGCACCACAAAGCUUCAAUGAACCAAACUAUUUCCUUCUAGGAUUCACUACCAGCAUCCAAACAGCUUCAGAGGCUAUUUUUCAUGACCAGCAUUAGGGUUAAGGUGCCCCAAAAGUUGCUGUGCUUUUCCUCCAUUGACAUUCUUGCUGUCUCCGCUGCAUUAUGACAAAUAGGCCACAAAGAACGUAUUCACAUGCAAAUGGGUGGGGGGUGAGAUAUGGCCAGGUUGACUAGUCCAGCAACUUGCUCCCUAUGCCACUUAAAGCUAGGCAGUCACUCCUUUUGGAGGCACAUACCAAGUGUUGAUGGAGCCUGGGAGUUCCUGCUCUGGUUCCUUCUCCAGCUGUUUUGUCUAACACUGGAGAACAUUUCCAAAACACACAACCACCACAGUAAAAUGCAGUCUACUUUAUUCACUAAUUAUAUACAGUAGGAUCUUGGUACACACAUCAGCAUUGAACAAGUUGACUUCACAAACAAUGAAUUUAAAAGGCAAAUGUAAUGGUCCACUGUAGCCAAAACCAUACGUCCUGAAGUACAGCUGGAAUCAGCUAGAGAUCAAACUAAAAAGGCACUAGCACAAUUGAUUCCUAAAAGGCACUUGGAUAAAAUAGCAAAAGCCAGUGUCUUUGCGGUGGAUCGGCAGAGCCUGGAUGCUUUGUGCAAUUCUUCCAAGGUCGCAAUCAAGAGAUGCACUUGUUUGAAAACUAAAAACACUUAGAUCUAGGACAUCACACAUUCUUUGCAUAUUGCAUACAUGUUUCAUUUAAGCACAAAUUAAAAUGUUAGUAAAUCGCUGGGUUCUUACCUCCCUUCCAACCCUGCACAAGGAAAAGCUGAGAAUUAGCAACAGGACUGCCUCAAAUACACCUGUCAAAAAACUCCAGCCAGCUGUCAUUAAAAGUUGCCAUGAGGGCAGAUGUACUUCACUGGACAACUGGCAAACUGAGUAGCAGCCUGGGCAGGGAACACUGUAAUAUGUCAGUCCCCCCUUGAUACACCAGCUGUAACACCAACAGGUACAUGCCCUUUUCAGCUGACUCUAUAAACAGACCACUAGGUUUUUAAUUAACACAUGAUGACAAAGGAAAAACAAACCAUGGAGCCCAGUUAUGACUCGAAGAAAACCACAGGAGGUAAUAGGUAGCCCUUUUAGCAAGUGGGAUCUAGUUGUGAUAAAAGGUCCUGGCCAUGAUUAGACAAUUUGUGAAGCAUGCAAGUGAUGUGAAAGGAUUCUAGCUGGAAAAUCCAGUGCAGAUGGUGAGGAACUCUCAGCUGGUUAAGUGCCAAGGGAAUAAUGCUGCAGCCAAGAGUAUUGUGAGAGCAGGUGACAGUCACAUGCAUGAGGGAUCUUUAUUUAUUACCUUUUUUCUUCAGAUCCCUACCUGGGUCUGACUAGCAGUAGAACAUCCCUUAUGUUCCACCUCACAUGCUGGAGGCACUGCCAGCUCUGAGCUGGCUUUUCCACCCCAAGCCUCUGGUCCCAGUACAAAAAGUCUCCCCUUGCCAUCUGCCAGCCAAAGGGAGUGGAAAAGCACCUGUAAGGAGGCAAGUUACACCGGGGAGAGCAGCAGGCAGAGGAGACUGGUUCUCAAGGAAAGAAUAAAGAACAGGACUCCAGAGACUCCACACUUGAUCUUCCUCCCAGCAAUCAGGAACACUCCCCAGUACUGCAGCUUUCUCCAGAGCUCUGGGAACUAAUUUCCAUGUCAGAUACCCAACAAUUAGCUGGCUUCCAACACAGGACAUCUUAUAGAAACAACAACAAAAAGGGUCAUCCAGCAGUUUGAAUGCUAACCUGGGACUGAAGAGAAGUUCAGUUACCUGCUCCACAUAUUGUGUGGCCUUGUUCAGGUCACUUAGUGUCUCAGAUCCCCUUCUAUGCAGCAGGGAUAACAGCACUGCCCUACCCCUCAAUAUAGCUGCAAGGGCAAAUCCUCUAUGGAUUAUGAGCUGCUCAGCUACUAUGGUGAAGGCUAUAUGAGCAUAGAAUACAGGUCUCCUCCCAAAAAAGCAGAGGUUGCCCCAGAAGAGUUUAGAAAAGCUAAUGUGACAAGGACAGAAUUCUCUGUCAGGUGUGGAGGCUGUGUCUAAUCAACAGAGUCAUCCACCCCUCAGAUAGUGAGGUAAAACUGGGGACCUUAAGGCAAAAGCAAAAAAGUCCAGAAGCUUUCAUGAUAGAGGAUUAGGCCAACUGGAGAUAUUCUCCUUCAGAAAGAACAGCCAAAGUAUAUGAAAUAAUUAAGGCCAGUGUGGCAGGCUCCCCAGUGACUGUCAUGUAAGGAAGGGGGAAAAAAAAAAAAAUCAAGUAACUGGCUAUUUCUCUAGCCCAAACUUAAUCUGGUUCACAAAGUGGAGCUAAACUGAGGAACCUCCUUCUCCGACACUGCUACCCUGCCUUUUUUUUUUUUAA